Messenger RNA from Colossoma macropomum (tambaqui), 2920 nucleotides. It is a transcript of the gene numb, whose product is annotated as NUMB endocytic adaptor protein. Gene Ontology annotation, molecular function: cadherin binding. Lineage: Eukaryota; Metazoa; Chordata; Actinopteri; Characiformes; Serrasalmidae. The record is from RefSeq and is a predicted model, not a curated record.
GUUUGGUUGAGCCGGGCUGCAGCACCAGCGGACCAAGAGGGGCAGGUGAAGCGGAGCGGCGGCUGGAGGAGCGCUGGAUUUCGGAAACCGUACAUUUCAUGUUUCGUCUCGUACAUUUGGAGCUCAGGCAACACUGAACCCUUCUGGUUGUGCUUUUGGAUACGCCGGACCGCGCUUAUUUCCAUCUGCUGAACAGGAGGAGGCUAAACCAUGAAUAAGCUACGGCAGAGCUUCCGCCGCAAGAAAGAUGUGUACGUGCCCGAGUCCAGCAGACCGCACCAGUGGCAGACAGACGAGGAGGCAGUGCGCAGCGGCAAGUGCAGCUUCGCAGUCAAGUAUCUGGGCCAUGUGGAGGUGGAGGAGUCUCGAGGCAUGCACAUCUGUGAAGAUGCAGUGAAGAGGCUGAAGACGGACAGAAAGUUCUUCAAGGGCUUCUUUACAAAAGCAGGAAAGAAGGCAGUCAGAGCUGUAUUGUGGGUAUCAGCUGAUGGCCUGAGGGUCGUAGAUGACAAAACAAAGGAUUUGAUUCUGGACCAGACGAUAGAAAAGGUGUCAUUCUGUGCUCCUGACCGGAACUUUGAACGAGCGUUCUCCUACAUCUGCAGAGAUGGCACUACCCGCCGCUGGAUCUGCCACUGCUUCAUGGCCGUUAAAGAUUCAGGCGAGCGCCUGAGCCAUGCGGUAGGCUGUGCGUUUGCAGUGUGUCUGGAGCGAAAGCAGAAGAGAGAGAAAGAGUGUGGGGUCACGGCCACUUUUGACGCCAACCGUACCACGUUCACACGCGAAGGCUCCUUCCGUGUUACCACGGCAACAGAACAGGCUGAGCGAGAGGAGGUCAUGCGGCAAUUACAGGAUGCCAAGAAAGAAUCAGAAACGGUCACAGGGAGCACAGGCAGCAGCGUAGUGAAUCCAGUUGCAGCCUCCUCUCCUUCUUCUUCCCCACCCCUGCCCAUGGCCCCUCAGGAAGCCAAUCCCCACGCCAUCCCGCGCCGCCAUGCCCCUGUGGAGGCGCUGGCACGCCAGGGCUCCUUCCGUGGCUUUCCGGCCCUGAGCCAGAAGACCUCGCCCUUCAAGCGACAGAUGUCACUGCGCAUGAACGAUUUGCCGUCCACCAUGCAGCGCAAGUCUGACUUCCCCAUCAAAAAUACAGUGCCGGAGGUAGAAGGUGAAGGGGACAGCAUCAGUUCCCUCUGCACUCAAAUCACGUCUGCCUUCAGCGGCCCCCCGGAGGACCCGUUCUCCUCAGCACCCAUGCCCAAACCGGCCUCUUCCCCACAAUCUCCGGCUGCACCAGGGGGUGACUGGCCUAGUCCUACACCUGCAGUGGUGGCUCCUCCUGCGGCAAUUGCACCUCUCACAGUCCCCACAGCCUCUCAUAAGCGCACGCCGUCUGAGGCUGACCGCUGGCUGGAGGAGGUGUCCAAGUCUGUACGAGCCCAGCAGCCUGGGGCCAGGACCACUACUCCUCCCACCCAGCAGCCCUUCUCAGCACCCAUGCCUGUCCCUGUAGCUCCUGCUGCCCCUGUAGCCUUCAUGCCCCCUAUGCCAUCAGCUGUGCCCACUCUGCCCCCACACCAGCCUGCCUUUCACGCCCAGACCCCAGCCUCGUAUCCAAUGGCCAACGGGCUCCCCUACGCCCAGCCAAGUGUGCCCGUGGUCGGCAUCACGCCUUCUCAAAUGGUGGCCAAUGUCUUUGGUUCAGCUUCGCAGACCCAGCCAGUGCCAGUGCCUGCACCUGUUCCCCAAACCCACACACUACAGCCCUCGCCUUUCUCUACUCCGCCUCUGGCGCAACUGGAUGCCCGAGGUGUGGGCAGCCCAUUUGGCAAACCCCCCUUGCCUCCAGUGGCAAAUCCGACAGUGUUUCAGCCACCCAACGGUAACGCUACAUUCAAUGGCGCUGACAGCUGGCCGGCUACCUCCUCCUCAGCCCCUCCUCUGCCAGCACAGCAUCAGGCCGACGCCUUUGAGGCUCAGUGGGCGGCCUUGGAGAGCCGUUCAAGGCAGCGCACCACCCCUUCACCCACAAACCCCUUUUCAAGUGAGCUCCAAAAGACCUUUGAGAUCCAACUGUAAAAAAUCAAAAAUACAUACUAUGGGGUGCGUGAGAGUCAAGAAGCUGGCAUAGACACAUGAAGGAGAAAAUGGAUGGUUGUGAGAGGGUUGUGGGGAGGGACUAAGAGAGGGGACCCCUUUGACACUCAUACCACUUCAGCUGAAUAUUUCUGUCUCAUCCCCUUGCUGUCCAUCAGUCUGUGUCUAGUGUUAAGUGUGAGCUGACAGGGAGGCGCUUCAGUGGAAUUCAGAGGCCAGCAGUAAACGUGGGGAGAAGUCAGUAAUACGCAGCUACUCUUUUCAUUCUGUCUGGUGCAACUGCGUCCGUAUAGGAGAUGGAAGUGGAUUGAGAGCUGAAAAUGCCUCUUGACCUUUAAAAAGAAAAAAAUACAGCCUGAUUUGGAGACAGACCCCUGCAGCUAUACAUUCUUGAUUUCUCAAUCCUGCCUCCAUGUCCUUAUCUCCCCAUAGUCCAGCUCACAGCACCCCCCCCACCCCCCAAAUGUGGGGAAGAACGACUGCUCCUCCCACCAGAAGGACAGAGGCACUGAGAGAAGAACUGAGCUUCCAGAUUUGAGAAGUUUUCAUAAAACUUCCUAAUCAGAAGAAGAAACGAGAGAAUGCCAAAAUCUUUAUUUUUAUGCAUUAAGUAUAUUUUAAAUAGCUUUGGAAUAUAACAGAAAAGUUGUAAGUAAUCUUGCCAAAGGUGCAGGCUAGCUACAGUGGAAAUGAUUUUGUGUGUAUACAGGAAAUGAACAUAUAUAGAUAUAUCUAUAGAAAUUUAAAUAUAUAUUCAUUAUUAUACACAUUGAGGUUUUAACUUGUAUGUGUUAUAUAAAGAGAGACUGAGAGUGAAGGGAGUUUU